AAGGAGACAUCAGCAGUCGGUUUGUCACUGAGCAGCGACCCGAGUGAAGCAGCAUCAUGUCUGGCAGAGGGAAAGGAGGCAAAGGACUGGGCAAAGGCGGAGCCAAGCGGCACCGUAAAGUGCUCCGUGAUAACAUCCAGGGCAUCACCAAACCGGCCAUCCGCCGUCUGGCUCGCCGUGGCGGCGUCAAGCGGAUCUCGGGUCUGAUCUACGAGGAGACCCGCGGGGUGCUGAAGGUUUUCCUGGAGAAUGUGAUCCGGGAUGCGGUCACCUACACUGAACACGCCAAGCGCAAGACGGUCACUGCCAUGGAUGUGGUGUACGCUCUGAAACGCCAGGGCCGCACUCUCUAUGGCUUCGGCGGCUGAAAAAC
Hypanus sabinus (Atlantic stingray) is the source of this 373-nucleotide messenger RNA. RefSeq names its product histone H4. The transcript has a single exon. Gene Ontology annotation, biological process: nucleosome assembly. Lineage: Eukaryota; Metazoa; Chordata; Chondrichthyes; Myliobatiformes; Dasyatidae. The record is from RefSeq and is a predicted model, not a curated record. Gene Ontology annotation, molecular function: structural constituent of chromatin; protein heterodimerization activity; DNA binding. Gene Ontology annotation, cellular component: nucleosome. The coding region runs from base 57 to 368 and encodes 103 amino acids.